AUGGGAAAUAUCUUCUCCUUUUUCAAGUCGCCUAAAGGAGCAAAGGAACAACUGGAACGCUUGCAAAAUGAAAUUGACAAAAUAGAGGAGCACCGUAUAUCAGCUGUAGUCAAGGAACGAAGCUGUAACUUUGCUCUCAUUGUUUCAUCUGUGAUUGUAUAUGUCAUCGGUCUCAUAUACUUAUACUUUGAUUACAACCACAGUAAAAGUAUCACCUACAAAGGUUUUGCGCUCUCUUUCCUCAUUCUCAUUCCACUCAUAGUGUACUAUGCAAGAAGUUUAGUUGGGUGGUACUACAAAUGGGUUAGAGAGACAAAUGAUUUAAAUUAUAGAGCUCUGCUCAAAAUGAAGAAAAAAAUCAUCUCAAAGGUUCAAGAAACGGAAACGUUUAAUGACGCAAAGAUGAUACUCGAAAAGUUUGAUCCAAGCGCAUUAAGGGAGAUGAGCCGGUCGUUUACCAAUCUUUCAAACAUUGGAAGUGAUUUUCAGACUCCCAGUUUCGCCGUACAGAAUCGACGUUCUUUUCGCACUGCCUCACAACCCACGCCCAGGCCACAAAUCAUGCCUAACCCAUCAUUUGUUCAGCAACAGACGAAUCGGCCAAUGUUGGCAAUCUUACCUGCAAAUGCUCAACCACAGUUCAAUAAUACUCCUUUGCGGCCUCUUCAAAAGACAGUCAAACCCAUUUUACCUCAAAAUAGAAGUGUCGUCGAGAAAGCAGUCGACUACAUGUUUGGCGACGGUCCUUCAAAUCGGUUUGCGCUCAUUUGUUCACGCUGCAACUCUCACAAUGGCAUGGCGUUGCCGGCUGAAUUUGAGUACAUAAGCUACAUCUGUGCCUACUGUGGCUUCUACAACCCAGCACGAAAAGUGAGACCAGUCGCAGCUAAAAUGGAGGAUUAUAACACCACCAAAACAUUUGAAGGUCCUCACGUUGAGGAGGCUUCUGACGACACAGUGGCAGGACCCAAGAUCACUGAGAUCUCCUCGGAGAUGAACAAAUCUGUAGAAGCAAAUGUCAGUGAACAAAAUGCAACUACUACUGAAAGACCUGAACCAAUUGAAAAAGAACUCGAAGAGACUAAGCAUCAUGAAGAAAACACGGAAUCUGUGUUGCAAGAUAGCGACCCGAUUCUGUUUGCUGACGAAGACGAGACACAAACUAGAUCAGAGAAUCCCAACACAUAA
This is a messenger RNA of Rhagoletis zephyria (snowberry fruit fly), 1188 nucleotides long. NCBI's taxonomy places the organism in Eukaryota, Metazoa, Arthropoda, Insecta, Diptera, Tephritidae. The record is from RefSeq and is a predicted model, not a curated record.